AUGCCUCCCAAGUUCGCAAAGAAGCUUACUGCUUCACAAACCCAGCGUGCCAUCUCAAAUACGCAGGCUGAACCCGUCCAAGCCAGUCAGGAGCAGGCUACCCAGCCUGACGCAGAGACCCAGGUCGACGGCGACGCCCAGCCUGAUGCCGAUGAUCCUUCGAGCAGUGCUCACAGUAAUGUUGCCGAUGCUACGAUGGCUUCUACCGCCGAUGGCGCCGCAGCCUCUGGAGCCGACACUGCUGCCUCCUCUGCUGAUGAGGUUGAGACCAAAGUCUCCUCCAAGAAGAAGCCCGCAGGAAAGAAGGUUCCUGCCAACGGUGGCAAGGCUGGUGAUGGCAGUAAGAGAAAGCGCAAGCGCAAGCACGACCCUACCAACUUUCAGGCCUACAUCCACAAGAUUCAGAAACAAGUUCAUCCAGACUGCGCAAUGACCAAGACUGCAAUGCAGAUCAUGGGUGACUUCAUCAAGGAUCUCUGCCUUCGCAUUGCAGACCUCGCAUCUGACCUGUGCAAGAAGUUGAAGAAGGCUACUCUGCAGGCUCAUGACAUCCAGACUGCCACAAAGCUCAUCCUCUCAGGAGAGCUGGCCAAGCAUGCUCUGAGCGAAGGUGGAAAGGCUCUUCGUACCUUCAACAAGCGCACCGAGCAAGGUCUCCGCUAA
Messenger RNA from Aureobasidium uvarum, 663 nucleotides. The record is from the annotation of a GenBank genome assembly. NCBI's taxonomy places the organism in Eukaryota, Fungi, Ascomycota, Dothideomycetes, Dothideales, Saccotheciaceae.